This is a messenger RNA of Ostreococcus tauri, 138 nucleotides long. Lineage: Eukaryota; Viridiplantae; Chlorophyta; Mamiellophyceae; Mamiellales; Bathycoccaceae. The record is from the annotation of a RefSeq genome assembly.
AUGACUCAAAUUUUCCUUAUUGGUCGUUUACCUGAGGCGUAUGCGCCAUUUGACCCAAUUGUAGACGUACUCCCAAUUAUUCCAGUGUUAUUCUUACUUCUUGCAUUUGUAUGGCAAGCUUCAGUAAGUUUCCGUUAA